CAGGCCACUGGCCUUCGAAGAAGAGAACGAUUACUCCAUUGAAGCCCACAAAACGUUUUAUAACAGUGGGAAAGGAGUAAUAAAAGAAAAAGAUUCCCUUAAGAGGGUGAAGUAACAAGAAAGAAUUAAUAAAACUAAAAUAACAUGAUAUUUAAUAUUCGAAUGACUCCUGAACAUAUAUCUUCAUGGUUUUUGAUCCUGAUCGUCCAACUGACAGCCCCCAUCGCUCUCUCUAGUGUCGACGUCCCUGGAACAUUUGAACGCGAACUGGAUGGCUUAGCGGGUCUAGCAAGAGAACAGCGAAGUGUUGAGGAUUUUUUUCCCGCUGAGAAAAAAUUAACAACCCGCUCAGAAGGGCCAAAAUGUUUCCAGGAGUCCCGGCCGUCUGUGGGAGUUUUCAAGCGUUUUGAAGCCCUACUGGAAUUGGCGGAUACACUGGACGGUGAAUGCCAAAGCCAUUUUCUGGAUUUAAUCCAGGAACAGGCAGAUGGUGGCGAUAUAAGUAAGAAAGCAUCACAUCAGCAAUGCUUGUCCGCCUGCAGUGACUCCGAAGAAUCCAAAAGGGCCUGUGAAAUCUUCCUGCCUAAAAACGACAGAUACUACCAUAAGCUGGUGGUCAAAAGCAAGUCAACUGGGAAACGUUUUGGUGUUUGUGUUCGAACCACGAGUUUUGACUCAGACGACAACCAAGCACGAGGCGUUUUCAAUAGUAAGAGGGAAUGCAAAGACGCUUGUGGCUUCUCAGAGACAGCUAAACGAACAACCACAAUUGAGAAAAGAAGCGGCUGCAUAUUUGACUGUGGACAACAUGGCAAAUGUGUCAAUAGUACAUGUGUGUGUGAUGAGGGCUACUCAGGAUCGGCUUGCCAAAAUAAAAUGUGUAUUCCUAAAUGUGUAAAUGGUGAUUGUAAUCAAGGUGUAUGUGUCUGCCGCUCUGGUUAUACCGGAAGUAUCUGUGAGAUAGCUAUCUGUACCACCCCAUGCAAAAAUGGUGGUACUUGUAAAGACCGACAGAGAAAUACUUGCGCAUGUCCACCUGGAUAUUUUGGAAAGUAUUGCGAGUUUGCCUCGUGUAUACCGCCAUGUGAGCACGGUGGAGUCUGCUCAAAUCCUAAUACUUGUUCUUGCCAACCUGGUUACCAUGGAGCAACUUGUAACGUUUCCAAUUGUGACCCAGAUCCUCAAAACCGAGGGGAAUGUAUACGGAAUACUUCGAAUUUUAAGUUUCAGACCGUAUGUUACCCUGGCUAUUCGGGUUCCGGAUGCUCAGUCAAAGCCAAAUGCGCCAUGGCGGUGUCCACUGGUUACAGUAAGAAUAUAUUGGCACACCUCUUAGGUAAAGCUGCCAACAUCGACAGUUUAGACUGGACAGGAAAUGAUUAUUCUACAAAAACCUGCAUUGGAUUUCUGAAAUAUCUUGAUAGUCAGUGUUCUUCACCAACCGAGAUACUAUCAGAGGCGUUUUGCGAAAAGUAUUGUGUUUCCAACGAAACGAGCCGAACCUGCGAGCAAUUGUGGAGACCGCGAAACUUCCUCUACUCUAGUGACUACCUACCUAAAGUAAUGUACUAUCAUGACGCCAAAGGCGCAAGCUGCAAAAAGUUUGACUUUAGCGGUUGUGGCGGGAACGAAAACAAAUUUAGUACUGAACUCGAUUGUCGUAAAGGCUGCAUAGAUUUACCGGCAACUACACCUCCUCCCCCACCUACACAUCUUCCUGCAACACCCAAUGAGCCCGGCUUGUGUGUUGCUCAUGGACGUGCUCACUUUAGCACCUUUGACCACACUGAGUACGCUUUCUAUGGUUUAUGCUCGUAUAGAAUGCUGAACUUUGACGAUGCUCAAAGCUCCUUCCAAGUCACUCUUAUCAGCGAUCCUAAUUGCGACAUAAAUAAGCCUUGCAGUAAACAAGUCAAGGUUGUGACCGCAGAUGGCCGAACGAUUUUGUUAUCAAAACAACAAGGCAGACAUAUAGUGAAGAUCAAUAAUAAAGUUGUAGAAGUACCAUACAGAGAACAAGCUCCUUUUAUCAGGGAGGUGGGAAGGUUUAUUAUCAUCCAAAGGCAUGACGAUGUCUUUGUAUAUUUUGAUGGAGAAGAAAAUUUAAUGAUUAAACUUCCUGACUCGUACAAAGCAUCAUCACUCGGCAGUGUUCCUGUUAGCGGUCUCUGCGGUAACUAUGAUGGCAACUCUACAAACGAUUUGGUAGGAUUGGGCGGUAAAAUAUACAGCAGAAAGGACAUAAAUGAGUUUGGAAAAAGUUUCCAAGAGGAUUCUAAAUGUUCUCUGGAGCCAGCCAAGCCCAAAACAUGUUAUACUCUUCCCGGGGAAGAUUACAAUGCUGCUUUGAAACGAGCUACUCAAUUAUGUUCAGUUUUCGAAACCAACAGCGCAUUUGCUAACUGCCGCGCAAAGCUUCGUCCGCUGGAAUUCCGACUGAUGUGUAUUGCAGAUGUCUGUGCUUGUAACACCACAGCAAGACCAGGUUAUGAAUGUGCAUGCAAUUCGCUGGCAUGGUACUCUCGCGCAUGCGCAUGGAAUCAUAAUGAAACAGUAAAGUGGAGAUCUCCUGGACUUUGUCCGGUCACGUGUCCCGUUGGAAAAACUUACGAUGAAUGYGGUACCGCUUGUCCACUGGAUUGUGCUAAUGUUAACAGUGAUCCUUCCAAAUGUGCAUCCAAAUGUGUCGACGGCUGCCAUUGUCCCAAGGGAAUGUAUAAUAAUAAUGGAAAAUGUGUCAAGAAAGAAGAUUGCUCAUGUUGGCAUAAUAACAUCCCAUACGAAAAUAAAAGUAAUCGUACCUCCGACUGUGAGCAAUGUAUCUGUAAUGGUGGAACAUGGAAAUGUACAGCUAUUCCUUGCAAAGCAACUUGCUCUAUUCUUGGGGACCCUCGCAUUAUAACGUUUGAUGGCCAACAGUAUGAUAUGCAUGGAAAGUGUGAAUACGUUUUGUCCGAGCAUUGCAAGUAUCCUAACAAUACAAAAAAGAAGUUCUCCAUUACCAUGAAAAACACAGCCGGCAGCCGGCAGCUGACAGUUAAGCUCGACAAUCUUUUGAUCACACUUGGAAGUAAGGCUAAUGGAGACUUYCGUUUACCUACCCUCGCAGUCGACAGUGGCGAAGUAAAGCAUUAUUAUUCCAAAGACGUUGACGUCGAAUUCGUUGGGGGAAAGUACACCGUGCAGGUCCACGGAGCCGUUGGCUUCGUUCUUACAUGGACAGGUUUUAAUGCGUACCUUACUGUUGACCCAAGCCUAGAAAAACAGACCUGCGGUCUUUGUGGUACSUUUAAUCACCAGCCUGGGGAUGAUUUCGAAAAACGCGGCGGUGAUAUAGAAACUUCGGCGAAUGCCUUCUCAAAUGACUGGAUAUCUACCAAACCUACGCAAGACUGUCAUGGUGGAGAUGAUUGGAGUAAGAUUUCCAUGUACGCAAGUCCUUGUGACUUCUACUCUGUGAAUAAGAAGUAUGCAGAAGAUCGCUGUAGUCACAUCAAGAAAGCAGAUGGUAUCUUCAAGCAUUGUCAUCGUUUUAUUCCGCCAAAUGAUUAUUACAAGAAGUGUCUCGAGGAUGGAUGCAGAUGCAAAAGUUGUCUUUGUAAUGCUGCAGCAGCUUAUGCGAGGGCUUGUGCUGAAAAGCGCAUCUCGCUUAAAAACUGGAGGACUGCAAUACCCGACUGUUCAAGCCAGUUAACCUGYGCAGCAGAUCAGGAGCUAUCCCUUUGCAACAAAGAUCCUYUAACUAAAAUCAUUAAAUGCCCCAUGASCUGUAAUGAUUUAUCCAACCUUACUCAAACGUGUAGCAGCCGUGGCUGCGUCGAAGGGUGCUACUGUACCAAACCAGGACACUACCUUAACGACGAAAACAAAUGCGUAGCAAAGAAAGACUGUCCCUGUUAUCACAACAAGGUGGUAUACACUUAUGGACAGACACGAAAAGAGGGAUGCAAUACCUGUACCUGCGAGGGUGGAUUGUUUCAGUGCACAACCUACAACUGCGUUGAAAGGUGCCAAGCAAAAGGACUUGUCUACAGCAAAUGCGGUAAAACGUGUAAAAACCUCAAAGACCCAAGCAACUGUGAGCCUGGAUGUUUCUGUCCAGAAGGAACUUACAUGCAUGAAAACGGCUCAUGUGUCGCUGAAGACGAAUGCCAAUGUACACACAACAACAAAUUCUAUGACAAGGGUGAAGUUUCGCCAACAGAUUGCUCAAAACGCUGCGAUGGCAAACGGAAUUGGGUUCAAACACCAGGAAUUUUAGCACAACCAGAAUAUGAAUGCUCUGCCUUUGGACAAGGUCAUAUUGAAACCUUUGACGGGCUUAUGUACAAUUUCGAGAACUUGGGGUGCAGUUACUAUCUUGUACGUGAUAAGGACCUUGUGGUGUCAUUCAAGAAAAAGAAGUGUGUCGAUUCCCUUGAACGUCAGAUGUGCAAAGAAGUUACCGUCUCCUUGCCUAAAGAUAACAUAGAGGUGGUUCUCAUGCAGAAACACUUUGAAAUAAAGAAAAAUGGCCAAGUAACUCCUUACAAACCUGGUGAUUACCCACCUCCUUGUAAGCCAGUUACUCAAGGUUCGUACGACAAUCUGGAGAUAUUCUCUGCUGGUUUGUUCCUUAUCGUACGAAUCGUCGACAGAAUGAAUCCAAGAUAUGUAAAAUACGAGGUACGAUUUGAUAUGGGAACUCGUGUUUACAUCAUGGCAAACCCUGCAAAGAGAGGUCAGACGGAGGGACUUUGUGGUAAUUUCAAUGGUCAAASUUCGGAUGAUACAAAAAUGUCAACAGGAAUUAUGGCAACCUCAAUAAAAAUGCUCGCUGACUCAUGGAGAGUUAGUGACCAAUGCGAAAACGCCAAAGAAAUCGAUCCUUGUGAAGUUAAGAAAGACAGACGUCCUUGGGCUGUGAAAGGUUGUAGUGAAAUCCGAAAUAAUCCCAAUUUUACUAAGUGUCACGAUGCCGUCGAUCCAGAAAAAUACAUCAAGGCUUGUSAAUAUGAAACGUGCUUAUGUAGCGAGGGAGGWGAUUGUGCUUGCUUCUGCUCGGCUAUUGCUGCAUACGUUCGAGCCUGUAAUCGCUUCGGUAUAUCAAUAACAUGGCGACGUGAAGGAUUUUGCGAGCUGCCAUGUUGUAGACCAUGUCACAAUACUGGAGGUUAUAUCUCGAAUAACGAACUACCCUAUUCAUGUUUGCAAAAACCGAAAAACUGCACACUAUUGGGUGACCGUUGUUGCAAAGGUGCUUCAGUGGAAGGAUGUUCUUGUCCAAAUAACACAUAUUACAAUGGUAAGAAGUGCGUUCCCCUUAACGAAACAUGCGACGAUCCAUGUACAUCAACAACCACAAUCUCCAGCUCCACGACAUCAACUGUAUCAUCCACAAGCAGUAUUUCCUCCAGCAUUUAUACAACCAGCUCUACUACAAGUUCUGUCAGCAGUUCCAUUUCGUCCAGUGUGUCGAGCAGUGUAAGUUCUUCUACUAGUAUAUCUACGAGUUCGUCAGUACCGUCCACAACAACCCUAUCAACAACCAGCACAGUGUCAUCGAGCUCAAGUCCAACUACAAGUUCUGUAAGCACUUCCACGUCUUCGAGCGUGUCGAGUCUGACUACAAGCACCCCAACAACAUCAAGCAGUGUAAGUUCUUCUACGAGUAUAUCCACGAGUUCGUCAGUACCGUCCACAACAACCCUAUCGACAACCAGCACAGUGUCAUCGAGCUCAAGUCCAACUACAAGUUCUGUAAGCACUUCCACGUCUUCGAGCGUGUCGAGUCUGACUACAAGCACCCCAACAACAUCAAGCAGUGUAAGUUCUUCUACGAGUAUAUCCACGAGUUCGUCAGUACCGUCCACAACAACCCUAUCGACAACCAGCACAGUGUCAUCGAGCUCAAGUCCAACUACAAGUUCUGUAAGCACUUCGACGUCGUCGAGCGUGUCGAGUCCGACUACAAGCACUCCAACAACAUCAAGCAGUGUAAGUUCAUCUAAGAGUACAUCGACGUCUCCGAGUACGUCAGUACCGUCGACAACAAGCGUACCAACGACCAGUACAGUGUCAUCGAGCUCUAGUCCAACUACAAGUUCUGUAAGCACUUCGACGUCGUCGAGCGUGUCGAGUCCGACUACAAGCACUCCAACAACAUCAAGCAGUGUAAGUUCAUCAAAGAGUACAUCUACGUCUCCGAGUACGUCAAUACCGUCGACAACAAGCGUACCAACGACCAGUACAGUGUCAUCAAGCUCUAGUCCAACUACAAGUUCUGUAAGCACUUCCACGUCGUCGAGCGUUUCGAGUCCGACUACAAGCACUCCAACAACAUCAAGCAGUGUAAGUUCAUCUAAGAGUACAUCGACGUCUCCGAGUACGUCAGUACCGUCGACAACAAGCGUACCAACGACCAGUACAGUGUCAUCGAGCUCUAGUCCAACUACAAGUUCUGUAAGCACUUCCACGUCGUCGAGCGUGUCGAGUCCGACUACAAGCACUCCAACAACAUCAAGCAGUGUAAGUUCAUCAAAGAGUACAUCCACGUCUCCAAGUACGUCCGUACCAUCGACAACAAGCGUACCAACGACCAGUACAGUGUCAUCGAGCUCUAGUCCAACUACAAGUUCUGUAAGCACUUCCACGUCGUCGAGCGUGUCGAGUCCGACUACAAGCACUCCAACAACAUCAAGCAGUGUAAGUUCAUCAAAGAGUACAUCCACGUCUCCAAGUACGUCCGUACCAUCGACAACAAGCGUACCAACGACCAGUACAGUGUCAUCGAGCUCUAGUCCAACUACAAGUUCUGUUAGCACUUCCACGUCGUCGAGCGUGUCGACCGUGACUACUUCUUCUUCAUCCACCUCGGUUUCAGGCUCUUCAUCCAUUCUAAG
Messenger RNA from Exaiptasia diaphana, 6881 nucleotides. RefSeq names its product mucin-2. The record is from RefSeq and is a predicted model, not a curated record. The transcript is spliced from 27 exons. Gene Ontology annotation, cellular component: extracellular matrix. Gene Ontology annotation, molecular function: serine-type endopeptidase inhibitor activity; protein binding. The annotation marks the transcript as partial. Lineage: Eukaryota; Metazoa; Cnidaria; Anthozoa; Actiniaria; Aiptasiidae.